Cynara cardunculus var. scolymus (artichoke) is the source of this 967-nucleotide messenger RNA. RefSeq lists its product as uncharacterized. The transcript has a single exon. Lineage: Eukaryota; Viridiplantae; Streptophyta; Magnoliopsida; Asterales; Asteraceae. The coding region runs from base 1 to 897 and encodes 298 amino acids. The record is from RefSeq and is a predicted model, not a curated record.
AUGGCGGCAGGGUGGGUAAAGUCAUUACAAUGCAAAGCAAGAGCUGUAGACGUUGUCGAGAGUCACCACCUUCAUCUUCUCCCAGCUUCUUCAAGUUGUAGAAAGAGUUUUCAGAGUCUCAAAGACGUCGUUGACACCACUAAACAAAAACCCAGAAAGCCCAAACCCUCGCAACCAUCGCCGCCGCCGGAGCUGCCGCCGUCCAGGAAAACCAAAAGCUCCGUUUCAAGAAAACCCGAAAACGUUACCCGGGUACGAAGUAGUAACUCGUUAUCUAGCAAUUCCAGACGACACUCACGUCCAUCCGAUUCUUAUUUUCCGGCGUUGACUGAUCUGCCGGAGGGACAUCCGUCACGUAAUGUGGUGGAGAUUAUAUUUCAUACGAGCUGGUCGCCUAAGGUUUUUUCGGGUCGGAUAGAGAUGGUUUUUAAGGUCCAGAAUUUGGCCCGUACCGUGAGCCGGUUCGAGGAGUACAGGGAGGUAGUGAAGUCUGGAUCCGGGUCAAGUGAUAAUGGUGGUUCGGGUCUCGGUGAAGACCACGCACGGUGUGUUGCAGAUGGGAAUGAAGUGAUGAGGUUCCAAUGCCUGGGACCCACCGGCGGCGGUGCUUAUGAAACCGCAGGUGGCGGUGCGUGGUCGUUUCAGUGGGGGAAGGGGGCGGCGCUCUGCACGUUUUCCGGCAGCGGAGUAGCGCACGAGCGUGCGGGUGGUGGCAGGGGGCGGAAGGCGAUGCUGGUUUGUCGAGUCAUAGCGGGUCGUGUGCACAAGCAGCUGGAAUUUGACUCGGUGUAUAAUGGACGAGUCGGGUAUGACUCAGUGAGUGGGGGAAAUGGCGAGUUGCUUGUAUUUGAUUCCCGUGCUGUGUUGCCUUGUUUUCUUAUUAUCUAUAAAUUGUAAAAAAGAAAAUUGGUUUUCUACGAUUUUGUAGAAGUGACAACCAACCCUCUUCAACUUAUUAAAUUUUACA